Molecule: messenger RNA, 1737 nt
Organism: Rana temporaria (common frog)
Lineage: Eukaryota; Metazoa; Chordata; Amphibia; Anura; Ranidae
Product: E3 SUMO-protein ligase ZBED1-like
Exons: 3
Coding region: 1-1737 (578 amino acids)
Molecular function (GO): protein dimerization activity; DNA binding
Source: RefSeq, a predicted model, not a curated record
AUGGAUUCCAAUAAGAUUCUGAAUGGAAAGUUUACUUUUAAAAAGUUGCCAAAUGGUUCCAUUGACAAGACCAAAGUGAUCUGUGGGUUUUGUGGUUGUGAACUGAGCUAUCAUCGCAGCACGUCCAGUCUGAAAUACCACUUGAUGGCCAAGCACACAGCUGAUGGGAAUUCUCCGCUCCCUGGUCAAAGCCAGGCGACAAUGGAUGUUUUCAGACAGAAGCACAUGGAUACCACAACUAAGAACAAACUUACUGCAGCCAUAGCUAAAUGGGUGGCUACUGCAUGUAGGCCUGUUAAUGUUGUGGAGGACGAGGGUCUAGCUGAUAUCAUUCGCAUCGCAUCAAACGACUGGACCUACGAAUUGCCUUCGAGAGCCACCAUUACAAGCAACGUACAGAAAUUGUACGAAACGGAGAAAGCCAAGGUACAGCAGGCGUUGGACAAUACAAAAGCAGUCGCGCUCACUGGUGAUUACUGGACGUCCGUAAGUAAUCACAACUACCUCGGGGUCACAGCGCAUUACUUUGAUCCACAGUGGAAACUUCGAUCUCAUGCUUUGACUGUUCUAAAGACAGAAGAGAGGCACUUCGCUGAUGCUGUUGCAGAGCACUUUAUGCAAGUAGCUAGAGAGUGGGACAUUGAACAAAAAGUUGUCUCACUGACCACGGAUAGUGCACGCAACAUGAUUGCAGCGGCCAGGCAGCUCCCCUUUGUGCACGUGCCGUGCAUCGCACACAGUGUGCACCGAGCCGUCACGGUUUCUCUAACCAACAGCCCGUUUGACAGCGCAUUGGCAAAAUGCAGAAAGGUCGUGGGACAUUUUAAGCACAGCCCUUCAAACCAAGCGGAGCUCGAGCAACAACAAGUCACACAUAAUAAGAAGAAAGAGUCACUCGCACAGGAAGUGUCAACCAGAUGGAAUAGUACCCUGGAAAUGAUCAAGCGUGUUCAGCGGAAUGCUGAACCACUGAAAGAUGCACUGGCCCUGCACACAACCAACAUCGCCAUGCCAACAGUUACUGAGCUGGAGAAACUGAAGAAGCUCGAGGCUGUGCUGGAGCACUGCAGGUAUGUUUCUGAACUCCUGGGAGGAGAGAAGUUUGUGUCUUGCUCAGUGGUGCUGCCAGCGUUGUGUCAUCUGUCACGAGUGAUGGAGGUUACUGAGGAUGAUCCAGCUUACACGAUCAAGUUCAAGGGAACCUUCGCAGCAGACAUGGAGGGUCGCAAGGAGAAGACCAACAUCACGUGGCUGAGAGUUGCGACAGCACUUGACCCAAGGUUUAAGGAUCUCAAGUGUCUGAGCAAACCUGACAGGGCUGAGGUGUGGGGUACGAUCCGCGCCUUGCUCCAGGAGAUGGUAAGGGAGAGGCCUGCACAGCCGGACAACAAAGUCACGCCUGAGCCUCCUACGAAGAAACCAACACUUAUGCUUACAAACGAGUCUUCGUCUGAUGAAGAGGAGGACAGUAUUGACCAAUGUCUGAGGCGCUACAAGUCAGAGCCUCUUACUGGCAUGGAUGACUGUCCCCAGGAAUGGUGGUCCACACAUGAAGGGGCACACAGUGAAAUGGCCCGCCUUGCACGCAAGUACUUAGCAACACCAGCCACAUCAGUACCUUCUGAAAGGUUGUUUUCACUGUCUGGGCAUGUUGUACAAAAGAAGCGAGCUUACCUGUUGUCUGAAAAUGUCAACAGGCUUGUGUGUUUGAGUAACUGGCUCAAAGCAAAGAAGUAG